Molecule: messenger RNA, 1323 nt
Organism: Sorex araneus (European shrew)
Lineage: Eukaryota; Metazoa; Chordata; Mammalia; Eulipotyphla; Soricidae
Gene: IVL
Product: involucrin
Exons: 1
Coding region: 1-1323 (440 amino acids)
Source: RefSeq, a predicted model, not a curated record
AUGGAUCAGCAACAGACUCUUCCAGUGACUCUGCCCUCUGCCCUCAGCCAAGAGCCCCUGGAGCUUGUUUGCCUUCCUACUGAUACCCAACACGAACAAGAGAAACAGCCGACUCCACUGCCUGCCCCAUGCCAGACAGUGCUCUCUGAGGCCCCCCGGGAAGUCGCUGUUCAGCAUGGGGAAAAGCACAUAGCUCUGGAGACAGAGGUGCCUGAGCAGGCGUGUGAGCUACUGCAAGGCGACCUGCAGAAUCGGGAAGAGCAUUCAGGGCUGCAGCAGCAGCAAGAGUCACAGCAGCAGGAAGGGUGCCUAGAACAGCCACAGCAGCAAGAGUCACAGCAGCAGGAAGGGUGCCUGGAACAGCCACAGCAGCAAGAGUCACAGCGGCAGGAAGGGUGCCUGGAACAGCCACAGCAGCAAGAGUCACAGCGGCAGGAAGGGUGCCUGGAACAGCCACAGCAGCAAGAGUCACAGAGGCAGGAAGGGUGCCUGGAACAGCCGCAGGAACAAGAGUCACAGCGGCAGGAAGGGUACCUGGAACAGCCACAGCAGCAAGAGUCACAGCAGCAGGAAGGGUGCCUGGAACAGCCACAGCAGCAAGAGUCACAGCGGCAGGAAGGGUGCCUGGAACAGCCACAGCAGCAAGAGUCACAGCGGCAGGAAGGGUGCCUGGAACAGCCACAGCAGCAAGAGUCACAGCAGCUGGAAGGGUGCCUGGAACAGCCACAGGAACAAGAGUCACAGCAGCGGGAAGGGUGCCUGGAACAGCUGCAGGAACAAGAGUCACAGCAGCGGGAAGGGUGCCUGGAAGAGCAGCAACUGCAACUGCAAGAGUCACCGGAGCAGGAACAGAGCCUAGAACAGCAGCAUCUGCUGCAGCAAAAAGCAUCACAGGAGCUGGAACCACAGCACCAGGCACUAACGGAGCAGGAAACACAGCAUCCCAAACACGAGCAGCACAAGCAGCAUCAGGAGGCAGGAAGCUUGGAGCAGCAGCUGGAACAGAAAGAAGAACAAAAGGAAGCGCAGCUAAAGGAGAAGUUGGAAGAGAAGAAGAUUCUGGAACAGCAAAUAGAUAAUGAAUUAACAACGAAAGAUGAGCACCUAGAAAAGAGAGAGCAGCUGGAGCAGCUAAAGGAGCAAGAGAAGCAGCUGGUGACAGUCGAGCAGCAGGACGAGCAACUGGAGCAGCAUGAAUCCUCCCAAGUUCUGGACCCAUCCCCAGACCCCCAGACAGUGCAAACACCUGGAAGAGACCUCUUGGCACCUGCAGAGCAGCAGCAGCAGAAGCUAGAGAUGGAGUGGCCCCCCAAACACGUGUGA